Molecule: messenger RNA, 2678 nt
Organism: Hipposideros armiger (great roundleaf bat)
Lineage: Eukaryota; Metazoa; Chordata; Mammalia; Chiroptera; Hipposideridae
Product: myeloid cell surface antigen CD33-like
Exons: 3
Coding region: 740-1156 (138 amino acids)
Source: RefSeq, a predicted model, not a curated record
CUGUUGCUCAACACUCGCUCUUUUAACCAACUGCAUCACUUGGCCGGCCAUCACUGGGCUGUGUUUUGACUGUCAAUCCCCCGGCCCUCACCCUGAUCUGCCUGUGGAGCCCAGAGCUCCCCCCAUUGCCCUAUUCCAUUGAUGACUGCAAUUGGCUUCCCCCCAUUAGACAGUGACCCUGUUAGGGCUCCCUCAGCUGUGUCCAUCAGACUGCUGACAAGUGAUUCCUGGAGACACAUCCCUGACCCCAUGUAUUGGGCUUGUGGGAGAUAUGGCCAGAAAGGACAUGGAGAACUAUCUGGGUCUCGUCUGAAGGGCUGAGAACCUCUCUGUUUUCACCCUUUUCUGGGGCACAAAAGCCCACACUUGAUCCUGUGUGACUGAGCUGGUGGAGGCCAGGAGAGGAGAUUCCAACUCUCUCCCAGGAAGGGAGGAGGGACGAGGCUUUUCAGCAUCUCACAUGGUGUGUAUGUGUGUGUGUGUGUGUGUGUGUGUGUGUGUGUAAUGCUCAUGCGACCUUGAGCCUCAAGGUCCUGUUGCAGCCAGUUCGGGCUCUGCUGUAGAGAGACCCUAGAUUGAGAAGAACCUGGGUCCUAGAAGAGAUGGCGUUUGCUGGACAGGAGUUGGACAGGAGGUACCACAUAGACCAUGUUCUUCAUCCUGCAGUGGGAGAACUGGGGACUGAACCCUGGAUGGGAGGAGAGUGGCACUCUUCUAUUGUGCUGGAAGCAGGAAACUUAUGCUCAUCAUCAAGAUUGGAGUUCACCCCAAGUCUCUUUCGUCUGCAGGGGCACCGGGGACCAGGGCAGGAGAGGUUCUGGGGGCCGUCACGGGAGCUGGUGUCACUGCACUGUUUGCUCUCUGCCUUUUCCUCAUCUACUUCAUAGUGAAGACCCGCAGGAAGAAAGCAGCCAAGACAGCCAUGGGUGUGGACGACAUCCAUCCUCCCGUCGGGCCACCUCCCAUGAGUGCCCUGAUUGAACCCCAGCCAGGCAGCCUCACAGACCACCCUCCUCCAACUCUGACUGUCUGCUCCUCGGGAGAGAAAGAAGAGAUUCACUAUGCAUCCCUCAGAUUUCAAAAGAGGCAGCCUGGAAUCCCGCAGGAACAGCAGGUCACUGAUAAUUUGUACUCAGAGGUCAACAUAUCCACCUGAGGAGCUGCAGAGACUUGGCCCUGGUUUGAUGAUGGUGGCCCCCCCACAGGGCAAAGAGGAAAACAGGAGUGGGUUCCUAUAAAAUGAAAAGCUGUCUAGGUGAUGAGUUAAAAGUAUAGGGAAAGAUCACAGGCUUUGGAACCAAAGAGUGGUGAGUUCAAAUCCACACUCUGACCCUUUACUAAGUGAUAUGCCAAUCCCUACCUCUCUGUGCCUGUUUCCUGCCCUGUGAAACAAGUUGAGAAGCCCUGCUUGCAAGUUUGUGGUGAGAAUUGAGGGAGUGAUAUUGUAUCUGAGCACCUGGCUCAACGUGUAUGCUGAAUCCCUGUGCUUUGAACAGAAAGUUCCUACUGGCAAUUUCUCUUGACGCUGGCGGUGACCAGCAUCAGACCUCAGUCAUUGCAGCUGAGGUCCCUCCUCCUGGAAUGCCCACCUGGCCUUCAUCUGCCUCUGUCUUUGAAAGUGGAAUUCAAGGGGUAGACUUCUGGGUGGAGAUGGGAGUCAAGCAGAAGCUCAUGACUUCUUCCCAUAAAGACAAACCAAAUGAAUGAGAAAGGUUCCCAAAUGAUCACAGGACCAUCUGAUGAAUGAAACAUGAUCCCCAAAUUCACCUGCAGCUACCAGAUGAGGGAAGGAGUAUGUCACAGCAGUCACUUCCUAAAGUGGCCUUGAUGGAAAAAAAAAGAAAGGACUGGAUCUGGCAUUAAACAUUCCCUAAAUCUGUGCUGCAGCUCAUUUAUUACAGCACCAAAAGUCAUUGUGUACCAAUGAACAUUUUUUUAAAAAAUCAUGCAAUACUUCUGUAUCAAAGCUACAGAAAAACAGCAAAAAAAUGCAGAACAUUGCUGAGAGAAAUUAAAGAAGAUCCAAAUGAAUGAAAAAAUACACCAUGUCCUUGGAUUGGAAGACACAAUCAGUUUUCUCUGUAUUGACUUAAAGUAAUUCCAGUGUGUGUGUGUGUGUGUGUGUGUGUGUGUGUGUGUACACAAAUUGAUAAGUUGAUUCCACAAAUUACAUAGAAAUGUAAACGACAUAGAAUAGUCAAACAACUUUAAAAAGGAACACAGUUGGAGAAAUAACAUUUUACUAUUAUAUAAAGUUAACCAAGAGAGUGUGUUAUGGAACAAAAGAGAGAGAGAGAGAGAGAGAGAGAGAGAGAGAGAGAGAAUUAAUUUGAAAAGCACCAACUAUUCAACUGAGAAAGGAAAAAAAAUUUUUUUAACAAAUGGUGGUGAUCAAGUGGAUCAAGUUUUGGGAAAAAUGAAUCUUGUCAAUUAUAUAACUGGAAUCAUACAGUAUGUACUCUUGUGUCUGGUUUUUUUUUCACUCAGUAUUACAUUUUUGGAAAUUCAUCCAUGCUGUUGUGCAUAUCAGCAUUUUUUUUCUUUUUAUUGCUGAGUGGCAUUCCACAGCAUGAGUGUAUCACAGAUUGUUUACCGAUUUUUCUACUGAUGAACAUUUGGUUUGUUUCCAGCUCUUGGCAAUUAUGAAUAAAGCUGCUUGCAAGCAUAUUUGUACAUGA